This is a messenger RNA of Epinephelus lanceolatus (giant grouper), 2001 nucleotides long. RefSeq names its product synaptic vesicle membrane protein VAT-1 homolog. The record is from RefSeq and is a predicted model, not a curated record. Gene Ontology annotation, molecular function: oxidoreductase activity. Gene Ontology annotation, cellular component: mitochondrial outer membrane. Gene Ontology annotation, biological process: negative regulation of mitochondrial fusion. NCBI's taxonomy places the organism in Eukaryota, Metazoa, Chordata, Actinopteri, Perciformes, Serranidae.
ACGUCGGUCACUUGUUGAGCGGAGCGCACACACACAGGAAAUCACGCAGCAAUAAUCUCAUUUUACAAACGAUACGUGUAUCUGUAGUGAGGGAGUGUUUCAUGUCAGUUUACAGCAGAAAUAUUUACACUAAGUCAAACUGUUUCAUUUUUCUUUGAGUCUUUAAUUUUCUAAAGAAACGCCCAAACAGGCUGAACUACUGAUCUGGACUGAACCCUGCAGGACGCUCCUAACAAGUGAUUGUCAUCAUGUCUGGUGAAGAAGCUCCAACUCAGCAGGAACAACCUGAGCAACAGCAGCAGGAGCAGCAGGAGCAGCAGGAGCAGAAACCCGACGACCCUCCGCCGCAGGAGCCCGGGAGCAGCCCUGCAGCAGCCGGGGAGAAGCCCCUCUCUUACCGGGCUCUGGUGCUGACCGGGUUCGGGGGUUAUGAUAAAGUCAAGCUGCAGGUGAAGACGCAGAAGCAGCCGCAGCUGGCGGCAGGAGAGGUCCUGGUGCGCGUCAAGGCGUGCGGGCUCAACUUCGCCGAGCUGAUGGGCAAACAGGGGCUGUACGAGCCGCUGCCCGCCCCGCCCGUCACAAUGGGAAUGGAGGGCUCCGGGGUCAUCGAGGCAGUCGGGGAGGAUGUGAAGGACAGGAAGGUGGGGGAUCGAGUCAUCGUAUUAACCCGCAGCGGCAUGUGGCAGGAAGUGGUUGUUGUGUCCGCCAAACAUACCUUCCCCAUGCCGGAGCAGAUGAGCUUUGAGGAAGGUGCUGCUCUCCCCGUUAACUACAUAACUGCCCACAUGAUGCUGUUUGAGAUGGCCAACCUGAGGCCGGGCAAGAGUGUGCUUGUCCACAUGGCAGCAGGUGGUGUUGGUAUCGCUGUCACCCAGCUGUGUCAGACUGUGCCAGAUGUGACCGUCUUUGGCACAGCGUCAGCCUCCAAACAUGAGACCAUCGCCCAGGGUGGCGUCACCCACCCCAUCGACUACCGCACCAAAGACUACGUGGAGGAAAUCCGCAAAGUCAGCCCAAAGGGAGUGGACAUCGUCCUCGACCCACUCGGAGGUUCAGACACUCAGAAAGGCUUUAGUUUGUUGAAACCUUUGGGCACUCUUGUAGUCUUUGGCGCGGCCAAUUCUGUGACGGGCCAGAAGAAGAACCUGUUGGCCGUGGCGAAGACCUGGUACAACCAGCUCUCCCUCACCACACUGAAACUGAUGCAGUCCAACAAGGCCGUCUGCGGCUUCCACCUGGGCUACAUCAGCGACGAGCAGCUCAUCAGCAGGACGAUGUUCGAGCUGCUGGAGCUCUACGGGCAGGGAAAGAUCAAGCCUCGCAUCGACUCGUGCUUUCACUUUGAGGAGGUGACUGAUGCCAUGAAGCGCAUGCACGAACGCCAAAACAUUGGGAAAGUCAUCCUUCUUCCUGAAGUGAAGAAAGAGGAAGAGAAGCCAAAGUCCGACCCUGAGCCGGUAGAAAAUGUGGAAAAAACUGAAGCUGCCAUCAGCGAGCAGAAGGAAGAAACCACAGAUGAAGUAAAAGCCGAGGAUUGAGUAAGAUGUUUAUUUGAAUGAUAUUUUCAAGCACUUCCUGAAUGAGUUCCCUAUUGUUCACUUGUCAAAAAAAAAAGGAAGAAGAAGAAAAGCAAGAUGACAUGAAAUGUUUGACUUUGUCAGUAUUUUCAAAUGUUUAUGGAGAUUUUGUCGUGCAAUAUGUCUAUAGUGUAGUGUCUGUGUUGGGAAUACUUGUGUUUUUAAAUAAAAAUUGAGUGUAUUCUGUGACAUUACGUGAGGAAUAAUGUAAUCUGAUUACAGAUGGAUGUUAAAUUUUAGGUCCCCAUGACAACAGCUCAGCAACAGCAACAAACCAGGGCCAGUAUCUAUGAAACUUGGUCGAAAAAAAUGGUCCUAUACAAGGACUCAUGAGUAAAAAAAAAAAAAAAGAAUAAAAAGCCAGACUCUGAAGCUUUGAUUUUUCAUUAAAAAAAAAAUCUUAAAUGAGUAAAGAAGUAUAAAG